Limulus polyphemus (Atlantic horseshoe crab) is the source of this 1632-nucleotide messenger RNA. RefSeq lists its product as uncharacterized. The record is from RefSeq and is a predicted model, not a curated record. The transcript has 6 exons. NCBI's taxonomy places the organism in Eukaryota, Metazoa, Arthropoda, Merostomata, Xiphosura, Limulidae. The coding region runs from base 1 to 1632 and encodes 543 amino acids.
AUGCCAUCCGAUCGAGAUAGCAGCAGUGCUGCCAGGGGCAGCGGAAGAACUAAUCCAAACUUUACUACUACCGUUAUAACAAGAAAUGUAGGACAUAGUCCCUCUCGGGAAUUGUAUCCGGGUUCUGUAGCCACGACAAAACAUGAAGAAAGGACCACCUGUCGCAGAGUAGUAAACCACAAAACUAAACAGGUAGAAACACGAGUGCAGCGCCAGCUGGUGUACGAAGAUGGCAAAAUUAUUGCAGAUAGUGGGCCGCAAAUUACAACAAAAACAACAGAAGACAGUCGCACAGAGGAAUUUGAAAACACAGACAACAAAAAUCUUGGCAACGAUCCUGUAUAUAAGUUUACGCCUGGUACUUCACGUGUUAUUAGCGAGAAAACCGAAACACGUCAAGUUUUAAAAGAAAACAAGGAAGAAAGCAUGCAGUUGCGUAAUGAAACUUUUCACGAACUAACUGGCCCGGAGUUUCACCAGAAGGCGCUGAUGUCUCCAGAUAAUGCAUUGUUUAUUAUAACUGAUGACAUCGAAAAUAACCAGUCCUAUCCUGGUAAGGUCGUCCACUACUCCUGUCAUUCUCAGAAAAUCACGGACAAAGAAGAAGUUAAAGAAGUGUCUGAACUUAAAGAUGGUGAACUGAAAACUGAAACCACUCGGACACAUCAUCACGAAGAACAAGAAGAUGACGAAGUGCCGGAAGAUGAAGUAGACGAGUCAGCUCUUCCAGAGAUCUCCAAAGAAACAAUAAAAAACAUAGAGUAUUAUAAAGAUGAUGGUGAAUUCGAAAGUUUAAAGGAAAAGUUGCGUCGUGAACGAGAUAAUAAUAUUAUUCGAGAGAACCUUAAGGGUAGAAAUAAGCCAAUAACAAAGAAGACACCAAACUUUGACGAAGAAGAGGUAAUUAAAAAUAGUGAAACCAAUCGUUGGCUGGAAAACCACUUCGGCUCAGAUAGCGGAAGUGACGUGGCGGAGCCGAUUAGAACUAAAGCUGGUGGAAAUGUGAUCAAUAUCCAAAUGACAGCUUCCCCACGAUCCGCCUCACGGGAAAAACUUGACCCUGAUCAUGAGGUUAAAUAUAAAGAGGAAUACACGUUUUCUAACAGGCAAGUACAGGAUCACAACGUUCCUUCCAUUUCCAAACUAUUCCAAGAUAAUCGACCUCUGAACAAAAACUUGAGUAGGGUAAAGGAUUGGCAUACUAGUCUUCGAAGACUUCCCGAGUCCCAUUCUUCUCACUCUUCUGUAUUGCCUCGUUCUUCUUCUCCACUAAUUGUGCGUGAAAGUGCCGAAUCUCCAACAAUUCCUGAAACUUUUCUUAAGACUGCUACAACACAUCGUCAAAUGCUUGCUUCUUCCAAAAUACCUGCGAAAAAAUACUUCUUGGGUGACAAUGGAACAUACGAACAACAUUAUACUAAAUAUGAACCUCAAAUCUUGAAGAAACAGUCAUUGGGUUGGAAAUCAACUCCUUCCAUCACAGAUGAUUAUGUUCAUGGCCUGGAAGACAAAGUUAAACAUGUAGUCUAUAAACAAAAAAACGUUCGAUAUGAACAAAGAUCACCAGAAAGAUCUGUUCAACGAUCCCAUCCUCCGACGGAAGUCCCUAAAAACUCUCAAGGAGUACAGUAG